UUUUAUCCGCCGGAGCGGAGUGUGUGAGGGGACACGGAGCUCCACCGACGCGUUUCGGCUUGAGGUUUUCUUCAACAUUUCAGUUUAGUUUUCUGUCUGUCGGUGAAAACAUUCCGUCAGAACUUUUCCUCUCUGUGUCUGUCUGUCUCACUGUGGGUGUGUACUGUAAUGCUGGAGUGUUUCCCACCCGCGUCAUGUCCGACCCCUCAGAUCGGCUCUGCUAUGUAGUUUGGGAUCCUUAAAUGAACUAACUGAGGAAAAACCCGAGAGUUGAAGAUUUUUUUUUUCUGUCUUUUUCAUUCUGGUCGUUUCUGUUGAUUGUUUAAAAAGCCUGAACAGCUAGCUGUUGCUAAGUUUCUUUUUUUUUCUUCUGGGAGUUAAACAGAGGGGAGUGUGGCAGCGGGAUCUCGGAGUCUGGGGCAGGAGGAGUGUGAGUGUGGGGUCGUGUGUAAUUCAUUAAUUAGUUAGGUAAUCGCUGUAAUUAGUUAAAGCUGUGGGGAGCAAUGGGCUGCACCGUGAGUCAGGAGGAUAAGGCGGCGCGCGAGCACUCCCGGGAUAUAGACCGGACCCUGCGCGAGGACGGAGAGAAAGCGGCCAAGGAGGUCAAACUACUGCUGCUCGGUGCGGGAGAGUCAGGGAAGAGUACCAUAGUGAAGCAGAUGAAGAUUAUCCAUGAGGACGGAUAUUCAGAAGAUGAGUGUAAGCAGUACAGAGCCGUGGUCUACAGCAACACCACCCAGUCCAUCAUGGCCAUCAUCAAAGCCAUGGGCAACCUCAAGAUCAACUACGAGGACCCUGCCAGAGCAGACGACGCGAAGCAGCUGUUUGCCCUGGCUGCAGGAGCGGAGGAGCAGGGUGUGUUCCCUAAUGAUCUAUUCGGCAUCGUCUCUCGCCUGUGGGCCGACGGAGGAGUGCAGAACUGCUUCGCCCGCUCCAGAGAAUAUCAGCUCAACGACUCAGCCGCUUACUACCUGAACGACCUUGAGAGAAUAGCCAAAGAGGAAUACAUCCCAACGCAGUCGGACGUGCUGAGGACCCGAGUGAAGACCACGGGCAUCGUAGAGACACACUUCACCUUCAAAGAUCUCCACUUCAAGAUGUUCGACGUCGGAGGUCAGCGUUCCGAGAGGAAGAAAUGGAUCCACUGCUUCGAGGGCGUCACCGCCAUCAUCUUCUGUGUGGCCAUGAGCGCGUACGACCUGGUGCUGGCCGAGGACGAGGAGAUGAACCGCAUGCACGAGAGCAUGAAGCUGUUCGACAGCAUCUGUAACAACAAGUGGUUCACCGAGACCUCCAUCAUCCUGUUCCUCAACAAGAAGGAUCUGUUCGAGCAGAAGAUCGAGCAUAGCCCUCUGACCAUCUGCUUCCCCGAUUACACAGGACCCAACAAGUACCCUGAGGCGUCCGAGUUCAUCCGCACCAAGUUCGAGGACCUGAACAAGAAGAAAGACACCAAGGAGAUCUACCCGCACUUCACCUGCGCCACCGACACCGAGAACAUCCAGUUCGUCUUCGACGCCGUCACCGACGUCAUCAUAAAGAACAAUCUGCGCGACUGCGGCCUCUUCUAGAGGAGCCCAGAGGUCUUUCUCAGAUUUGAACUGGAGUGAUGAGCAGGUCAAGGUGAAGGUGAUCUGACUGACUGCACUGUAACUGCUUCCUGCAUCAACCUGCUUCUGGAACAUUCCGAGUCACCGAACGCUCGGAGAAUUCACCAUCUGACUGAUCCAUCAGUGUUCUCUUCCUCUCUCUCUCUCUCUCUCACCACA
This is a messenger RNA of Clarias gariepinus (North African catfish), 1769 nucleotides long. It is a transcript of the gene gnai2a, whose product is annotated as guanine nucleotide binding protein (G protein), alpha inhibiting activity polypeptide 2a. NCBI's taxonomy places the organism in Eukaryota, Metazoa, Chordata, Actinopteri, Siluriformes, Clariidae. Gene Ontology annotation, molecular function: G protein-coupled receptor binding; GTP binding; GTPase activity. Bases 504 to 1571 code for a protein of 355 amino acids. The record is from RefSeq and is a predicted model, not a curated record. The transcript is spliced from 9 exons. Gene Ontology annotation, cellular component: heterotrimeric G-protein complex. Gene Ontology annotation, biological process: gamma-aminobutyric acid signaling pathway; adenylate cyclase-modulating G protein-coupled receptor signaling pathway.